AUCUUGGACAGUCAGUGAGUAAAGAUGGCGAACUGGUGCGUGCGCGCGAUCAGACACAGCUCUUCAAUCUUAGCGUCCCCUUCACUAGUAAGGGCGACUCCACGUCUGCUUUGCACAGCAGCCCAACAGAAAAGCUCAGGAGCAGGUACUGAAGAGGAGAGUGGAGCUCAGAAGCAAGAGCCUGGCACAGCUGAAAAAGCCUUCUUAGAAGAAAAGACACAACUGGAGGAGCAACUAAAAGAUGUUACGGAUAAAUAUAAGCGUGCACUGGCAGACACUGAGAACCUUAGGCAAAGGAGUCAAAAGAUGAUCGAUGAUGCUAAGCUUUAUGGGAUACAGGGUUUCUGCAAGGAUCUCUUGGAAGUGGCUGACAUCUUGGAGAAGGCAACAGAAAGCGUUCCAAAAACUGAAAUAUCUGCUGCUAAUCCACAUCUGAAAAAUCUUUAUGAUGGCCUUGUAAUGACUGAGGUGCAGAUCCAAAAGGUCUUCCAGAAACACGGCCUUGUUAAGCUUAGUCCCGAUGGUCAGAAAUUCGACCCGUAUGAGCAUGAGGCAGUCUUUCAUGCACCGGUGGAGGGCAAAGAGCCAGGUACCAUAGCUUUAGUUACAAAAGUAGGCUACAAGCUGCACGGUCGUACCCUCCGGCCAGCUCUUGUUGGUGUAGUCAAGGCUCCCUAACCGAUCCUGCACACUGCUUGGUUAUCAACUGGUUGGUUCCUAUAAGUUAGCUGAACUUCAGUUCCACUUUCAUUUGUUAAAGAUGCCUCUAAGAGGUGAAAUCCAAUAUACAGACAACUGAAGGACAAUGCCAGACUUCUUUUUGUGAUUUCAUUAUAAUUAUAUAUAUAUAUAUAUAUAUAUAUAUAUAUAUAUAUAUAUAUAUAUAUAUAUAUAUAUAUAUAUAUAUAUAUAUAUAUAUAUAUAUGAAAGCCGUGUAUGUGGAAUUGACAGAAUUUCUGAUUGGCCACAGCAAUAUUUUCUGGAGGAUCAUCACCAUUCCAGAGACCUCUGAGAUCUAAAGAAACACUGCAGUGUAUUACAUCUCAAACAUCUUAAAGUUCUUAUUUGCUCUUAUUAAUUACUGAUUAUCAGUUUGGUGAUGUUUUACAACAGUUGUUAGAUUCCACUUUUGUUUUGUCAGUGUUAAGCAGGUUUUUCAGUUUGUACAAGGUAAUUAGUCUUCUAUACAGGAUUUGGAUUAACAUUUUAUCUUAAAAUAUAUUUAUAAUUUCAGAAUAAUUUUCCUACUUGCUGUUGUACUUUCUAACUUUCAUGAUUAGUUUCAUAAAGUGCAAACAUGAUGAAAUGUCACACUUCAAUCAACAGAUUGUAAUAAAAACUGACUUGGUUUUUGUGGAGAUCUGAGAAAAUAAGGAUGGCUUGAAAAGAUCACUUGACAGAUUUGUGUCUGACAAAAUUAAUGUAAAUGGUGGUUGUAAUAUGAAUAGAACAAUGCUUUGCUAAAAGAAAAUUGGAACAUAGUAUAUAAAGGUUUUUGGAUUCAACAUUUCCAUGUAUGUAAACAGGCAAACUCUUAUCAAAUAAAGCAUGUACCUCUUCAUUAUCA
Messenger RNA from Danio rerio (zebrafish), 1567 nucleotides. RefSeq names its product GrpE-like 1, mitochondrial (gene grpel1). NCBI's taxonomy places the organism in Eukaryota, Metazoa, Chordata, Actinopteri, Cypriniformes, Danionidae. Gene Ontology annotation, biological process: protein folding. Gene Ontology annotation, cellular component: mitochondrial matrix. The record is from RefSeq and is marked validated. Gene Ontology annotation, molecular function: protein homodimerization activity; adenyl-nucleotide exchange factor activity; identical protein binding.